GCGGUGAGCCGAAGCGUCGCUCCCUCAGCAGAGAGAGGGAGGGGAUGGGGCAGGCUGGUAACCGGGCUGUAACGGGGAUAACCUGCAGCCUCCGUCUCUCGGAUGCUCUGAUGGAGUGAACCGGGCCACGAUGCGCGUUUAUUUCCUUUCUCUGUCGGUCAUGGAAAGGGUUCGUCUCUCGUCUCAUUGAAGCCUGGGCCAGGGGUGGGGGGGUCAGAGGUCGCCCACCCAACCUGCACUUCUCCCUCUUGCCCCUGCACCCCACCCCACCCACGCUCCCCAUCCACCAAACCCUCAGCCCCUGUCACCCUGCACUGUUUCCCCCCCCAAAUCUCACAUACCUUUUGCUCACAAAUUCACACCCCUGCCCGGCUCCAUCAUCCCUCAGCACCUGUUUCCUGCCUGCCAGCCUCAGCCAAUCAGCAGUUAGCAGAAAAGUAACUGUUGAGCAUUUCAUGACGAGAGCAGAUCAGUCCUUCUCCGGACACUAGUCGUCUUCUCAGAUAACACCUCUCGCAUCCAGGCCUCAAGAUGAUGUGCGAGGUGAUGCCCACCAUCUCAGAGGAUGGGCGCGGCGGGGGAGGAGGCGGCUCGUCUUCGCCCGCUGGGGGUGGAGGAGGGAUGGGCGGAGGGAUGGGAGGCAUGGGGGGCUACAGCAGCCGGGAUCCCCGCGGUGGCGGUGGCGGUGGAGGCGGCGGUGGAGGUGGCGGCGGAAGCGAUGAAGGAGGAAGCACGGGCAACCUGGAGUCGCUGAUGGUGAACAUGCUGACGGAGAGGGAGAGGCUGCUGGAGAGCCUGAGGGAGACCCAGGACAGUCUGGGGACGGCCCACCUGCGACUGCGAGAGCUGGGCCACGAGAAGGAGUCGCUCCAGAGGCAGCUGUCCAUCGCCCUGCCACAGGAGUUUGCAGUGCUGACCAAAGAGCUGAACCUCUGCCGGGAACAGCUGCUGGAGAGAGAGGAGGAGAUAGCAGAGCUGAAGGCAGAGAGGAACAACACACGACUGCUGCUUGAACAUCUGGAGUGCCUGGUGUCCCGUCAUGAGCGCAGCCUGAGGAUGACCGUGGUGAAGAGGCAGGCCCAAUCCCCGGCCGGGGUCUCCAGCGAGGUGGAGGUCCUGAAAGCUCUCAAGUCGUUGUUCGAGCACCACAAAGCUCUCGAUGAGAAGGUGCGGGAACGACUACGGGUGGCUCUGGAGCGAGUGUCGGCCCUGGAGGAAGAGCUGCAGUCUUCCUCUCAAGAGGUUGUGUCUUUAAGGGAACAAAUCAAGCGGCGGCAGCAAGGACUAGACAACGGCAAAGAGCGGCUUCCCAACGGACCUUCCUCCAUCUUGGAUGACGGAGAAAUCGACAGGCAGAGGGAGGGCGAGAUCGAGCGACAGAGGUCAGAGCUGGGGCAACUGAAGGAGAGACUGGCCCUCAUGUGCCGACAGGUCGGGGAGAUAGAGGAGCAGCUGACGUCGGCUAGGAGGGAGCUGGCCCGAUCGGAGGAGACCAACCAGAAACUACAGAGGGACGUGAAGGAGGCACUUUGUCAAAGGGAAGACAUGGAGGAGAGAAUCACCACAUUAGAACGCAGGUACCUGAGCGCCCAGAGGGAGGCAACGUCUCUCCACGACAUAAAAGAUAAACUGGAGAACGAGUUGGCCAGCAAAGAGUCCCUCCACAGACAGAGCGAGGAGAAGAACCGGCAGCUUCAGGAGCGUCUAGACGAUGCCAAACAGAAACUGCAGCAAACUCUGCAGAGGGCCGAGACGCUGCCUGAGAUCGAGGCCCAGCUCGCCCAGAGAGUGGCAGCACUCAACAAGGCGGAGGAGCGUCAUGGUAACUUCGAGGAGCGACUGCGACAGAUGGAGGCGCAACUGGAGGAGAAGAACCAGGAGCUACAGAGAGCGAGGCAGAGGGAGAGGAUGAACGAUGAACACAACAAGCGCCUCUCCGACACGGUGGACAAGCUCCUGUCUGAGUCCAACGAGAGGCUGCAGCUCCAUCUGAAGGAGAGGAUGGCCGCCCUGGAAGAAAAGAAUGCUCUGUCUGAGGAACUGUCUAACAUGAAGAAACUCCAGGAUGAUCUCUUAGCAAACAAGGACCAACUGAUAGCGGAGCUGGAGAGGCUUCAGCUGGAGUUAGAUCAGCUGAGAGCGAGACCCGGGGGCUCUUAUUCCAGUCGCUCUCUGCCAGGUAGCGCUCUGGAGUUGAGGUAUUCUCACGGGGGUGGGGGUGGGGGCGGGUCCCUCCCAGCAGGUUCCACCACUCACCUGGAUCCCUUUGGUAACGCCUCCACUGGGGGUGUGGUCAGGCGAAGUCACCGGGCCCGUUGGAGCUCUGCACGAGAGGACGCGACCAAAUACCCAGACUGGGAGAGCGGGGGCCUGCUGGGGACCGGGUUCGAGCCCGGCGUCGAUGUUGGCUGCUCCGAUGAUGAAGACGACGGGGAUCCUCGGUUUGGCUCCGAGCUGCUGUCCCCCAGCGGACAGACGGACGUGCAGACGCUGGCCAUCAUGCUGCAGGAACAGCUGGAGGCCAUCAAUAAGGAGAUCAAACUGAUCCAGGAGGAGAAGGAGAACACCGAGUUGCGGGCCGAGGAGAUCGAGAGCCGGGUCAGCGUGGCUUUGGACAGUCCGCCCAUCCCUCCGACCUCCCUGGGGAGAGACAGCACAGGACGGGGUUUCAUCCCCUCGUCCAUCACAUCAUCCACCCUGGCCUCCCCCUCUCCCCCCAGCUCUGGACACUCCACCCCUCGCCUGCCUCACUCCCCCGCCCGCGAGACUGAUAGACAGAACAACAAAGAUGAUGAUCGGUCCCUCGCUCUUCUUGACUCUACGCCUCCUCCCACGCCUCGUGCGCUUCGAUUGGACAGGAUGACCCUCACCCACCCAGGCGCGAUGCUCGACGACCCCCGGGAGUUUCGCAGUCUCUCGGCAGAUGGCAGCAGCUCCAACAGCAGCCAAGAUUCCCUCCACAAGUCCAGUAAGAAGAAAAGCAUAAAGUCCUCCAUCGGUCGGCUUUUUGGAAAGAAGGAGAAAGGGAGGAUGGGCCAGCCCGGGCGGGAUGGAUCUGCGUCUCUUGCAUCUACGCCCUCUGAGGACCUGGCCUCUGGGGACCCUAUGGGGAUGAACAAAACUGGGACCCUGGGUCCAGCAGAUAAAGACCGCCGCAGCAAGAAGAAGCACGAGCUACUGGAAGAAGCAUGUCGCCAAGGACUUCCCUUUGCAUCUUGGGACGGACCCACUGUCGUGUCUUGGUUGGAGCUGUGGGUGGGAAUGCCAGCCUGGUACGUGGCGGCCUGUCGCGCAAACGUGAAGAGCGGCGCCAUCAUGGCCAACCUGUCGGACACAGAGAUCCAGAGGGAGAUCGGCAUCAGUAACCCGCUGCACCGCCUCAAACUGCGGCUGGCCAUCCAGGAGAUGGUGUCCCUCACCAGCCCGUCCGCCCCGGCCAGCACCCGCUCUUCGACCAGUAACGUGUGGAUGACCCACGCAGAGAUGGAGUCUCUGAACGCUGCCACCAAGCCUCCGGAGCUGAAAGAGUUCAGCUGGGAUCAGAUAUUGGCCUAUGGCGAUAUGAAUCAUGAGUGGGUGGGCAACGACUGGCUGCCCAGCCUGGGCCUGCCACAGUAUCGCAGCUAUUUCAUGGAGUCCCUGGUGGAUGCCCGCAUGUUGGACCACCUGACCAAGAAGGAGCUGAGAGGACAGCUCAAAAUGGUGGACAGCUUCCACAGGGUCAGUUUGCAUUAUGGCAUCAUGUGCCUGAAGCGUCUCAAUUACGAUCGCAAAGAGCUGGAGAGGAGGAGAGAGGAGAGCGCCCACCAGAACAAAGAUGUGAUGGUGUGGUCCAACGAGCGAGUGAUGUGCUGGGUGCAGACUAUCGGUCUGAAGGAGUACGCCGACAACCUCCGUGAGAGCGGCGUCCACGGGGCUCUGCUGGCUUUAGACGACACCUUUGAUUACACUGACCUGGCCUUGCUGCUGCAGAUCCCCAAUCAGAACACACAGGCCAGACAGCUCCUGGAGCAAGAGUACAACUCCCUCAUCUCAAUGGGAACCGAGAGACGACCCGAUGAGGAUGGAACGAAGACGUUCACCCGCUCGCCCUCCUGGAGGAAGAUGUUUAGGGAGAAAGAUCUCCGGGGCGUGACCUCUGACUCUGCCGAGACCCUGCCUGCUAACUUCCGUGCCUCAGCCAUCUCCACGCCCUCCGUUACCCUGAGAAAGGUUCAGAGUGAUGCCAACUCUGGUGCCCGGGGUGAAUCUGCCUCAGUGAGGACGUACUCCUGUUGAGGGGCUGAGGGCGCUGACUGGAUUGGGACUAGAGGACCCUCUCGCUCAUCCACGGAGAAAGAAGCAAUGAAUAUAACCAUUUAACUUAAAAAUAAAUAAUCGGUCUGACCAUUCUGCAAUAACAGAAACAAAGGAAUAAAGGGGAAAUGACAUGAAGAAUGUAUGAAUGUAUUUUCCGACCAGACCAGGAAGGUUGAAUGGGAUCAGCUGUUUUCUCUCUCUGUCUCUCUCUUCCUGUCAUUCUGUCUUUGCUCUCUCUCUCUCUCAGUGUGACCGUGCUAUGGGGUUAAUAAAGGACAACAACGGUGUUGGUUGUGUUCAUGCAGGUUUCCCCCUCUCUCUGUGUCUGCACACAGUCAGCAGAGUUGGCAAUAUCAGGGCUUAUUUUCCUACCUUUUAGAGGAAAUCACUUGCUGCCAUUUAUUCUCUUACAGUAUGAAAACAACUAAAGGUGUCGCCUUACAACAUCUGCUCAGCAACAGAUGUUUUUUAAUGAGGACUAAGAGGAUGUUUAAACUGUAAAAUCAUUGGGGGGGAAAUGGCUAGAUGGACAUAAAUGUGUUACAACUCUAAACAACACCGAUGUUCUCCUUUCUACUCAUGAGGCGGCUGGUGUCCAGUGUCUGCCACGGUGGCUCCAUUGUUGGCUGCUAUGGUGCCGUCAGGGGGGUCCAAGUGUCCCCAAUUGGUCGGAGUGUUGUAGUAAAACAUGUCCGAAUUGAGACCGCCAUUUAUCUCCGACCACAUCAGAGGGACCCUCCUGGAGCUUUGUCAAUUGGCACCUUGAAAACCGAUAGGCUGAGUAAUUUCUUGUGAAGGGAGCCCAUUGUAGAGAUCAAAGGCACAGAGUUUGGAUGGGACAGGGUGGAGCGAGGCUACAGAGGCAUUGUGUUCAAUGAUUUUAUUUGUUGGUGGCAGGUAAUCCAUAAAGUUGGCGUUGGUGCCACUUUCUGAAAAGGCCUUCUUUACAAAGGGUUCAUACGUUCUUUUAAAGUUUGCUUUGUCAAUGUUAAAGGGUCACUAUGAGUUCAGUUAACUCGUCAUGGAGGGCACUACUCGGCCUGUGGAAACAGCUGAAUAACGUGUCUGUGGUUCUGGACUGACACUUAUGAUGUCACAUUGAUGUCAUCGAGGAUAUCUCGCCUCGGGUUUGAGACUUCAACAGAAAUCCUGUAUUAUAACCUAGAGGCAUGGUGUUAGAAAUAGCUGUGCAUUCAGGCGCCCCGGUGGCUCACCUGGUAGAGCACAUACCACACUAACCGCAGCGGCCAUGGGUUUGAAUCCGACCCCUGACCCUUUGCUGCAUGUCAUCCCCUCUCUCUCCCCAUCCUUCCUGUCUCUCUCUCACUGUCUCCAUCACAAUAAAAGCAAAAAUGCCCAAAAAUAAAAUAAGAAAAUCUUUAUCAAAGUGCAAGACUGAAUCGUUAGAGUAUAUCAUUUAUUAAUGCUUUGUAGAUAAGUAAACAGCUACUAAGGUUUGGAUGGCAACAUUGUGAGAAACACAGCUGGAUGGAGUAAAUUUUCAAACACUGUAAAAAAAACAAUUAACAACUAACAAUUAAAAUGUUCAUUACAUAACAUUUAUACGUGGAGACUUAGUAGACAGCAAAGUCAUGAUUUUUUACUUUUUAGCCACGCUAGCGACAUGUUGCAGUCUGAAAUACCUCAGCAGCUAUUGGAUGGAUUUCCCUGAAAUUUGGUCGAUGCAUUCAUGGUCCCCUGAGGAUGAUUUGUAAUAACUUUGGUGAUCCCCUGACCUUUCAUCCAGCACCAUCAUCAAGUUAAAUUGUCAGAUUGAACUGGAUACUUUGGUUUACAAUGCUAACAUGUUAACGUUAGCACUGUAAGUUAGCAACAAUGUCCUCAAAUACAGCCUCACAAAGUCACUAGCAUGGCCGUAGCAUGACUCAUGAGUCUCAUUGAUGAGCCAUUAGGUCUGAGGUGAGAAAGGUUAGUAAGUUAAGGUAAUCCCGCCUGGUUACAGUUUGAAAUAUUAAUAAGUUAGUAACAAAUGGAUAUUAGUGAAGAAGACAAUGCAAGUUAUGAGAACAUACACUAGUAAAAUGGAUUUUUCACAACCUGGGAACCCAAAAGUUCUACAGUAUAUUAAACAUUUAAUAAAACAUGAAUAAAUUGUGUAUUGUUUUUACAAAAUCCCAUUAAUUAAAAACUAUAAACCCUUUGUAAAGUAUGUCUCACUGGAAAGCGGUACCUAAGUUUUAAAUAUAUUGAGAAAGACAUCUGUUUGAAGCCUGACUCAAACUCAAAUUCCUCACUAGCACUCCACGACGUCGCUCUGCGGUUUAUGACCUGUAAUCAUCAGCUCAGGGUCUUGGGUAAUCCUUAUGAUGGGAGAGGCAACAGAGAGACAAAACAGCGACUCAAAGGGAGGAGGUAAAAAAACAACAAAAAAAACCAACAAAAGGAUGGACAGAAGCUGGUCAUUUUACUGCACACACAAGCCAUAACAGAAACCAAGAGCUCUCUGGGGGGUGAGAUCAGAGAGAGGCAGGAAGAGAGGGGCGAGCCCGAGGAAGCCCAGGAAACAAAACCUUUAGCCUCUGUGUUUACGAUGCAUGUCAAACAAACGACAAUGACCUAAAAACAUUUUUUUGGUGGUGAAGGUGAUAUGAGGUGUCGUUAAAAAAAAUAUAUAUCUGUAUGAUAAACCUACAGGGGUGGGAGCCUGGGGAUCAAUUUGUAAAAUGUGUGUAUUUUUUUCAGUUGUAUUUUUUAUUUUUUACGAUAACUAUUUAUUUUCUUUAGGUAUGUAUUGGAUAAAUGUAUGUACAUGUUCCGUUCCUUCUCGACUUCAUUUGAACUAGUUUUAAAAGUAAAUAUGAAACAUUGAAAAUGGUCAUUCAAAUAUGCUACUGUAUGUGUACAUUUUGAGAACAAAUUGUGCAAUGAUUUAACAGAUUUCCAUGAUUAAAGUGAUAGUAAUACAAACUGAAAAUAUCAUCUGGGAAAAUAAACAAUAAUGAUGAUGA
Messenger RNA from Seriola aureovittata, 7268 nucleotides. RefSeq names its product PTPRF interacting protein alpha 3 (gene ppfia3). NCBI's taxonomy places the organism in Eukaryota, Metazoa, Chordata, Actinopteri, Carangiformes, Carangidae. The transcript has 31 exons. Gene Ontology annotation, biological process: synapse organization. The record is from RefSeq and is a predicted model, not a curated record. Gene Ontology annotation, molecular function: protein binding. Gene Ontology annotation, cellular component: presynaptic active zone. Bases 532 to 4278 code for a protein of 1248 amino acids.